CAGCACAUAAAUGGGCAAAGCCAGGCGUGCGGGUGCCGUCAUGCAGACCUUCAGGAGCAAGCCCUGCUCCUGCCCCAGCUUCAAGCUGCGGGAAGUGGCAUCCAUAUACUUCAGCAUGGUCAUGUUGUUCCUGAUCAUCCUGAUGGCAGCCCUGCAGGGCUCGGUACCUCGCAGGAAUGAUUUUCCCUACAAGGUGCCCCUUGAUCCCAAAGGGCUGCUUGAGCUCUCCUGGAACAUCAGCUACCCUGAGCAAGUCGUGCACUUCCAGCUCCUCAUCAAGCACCUGCAGUUUGGGCUCCUCUUCGGGAUGUCGGACAGGGGCGAGUUCGAGAAUGCGGACCUGGCCGUGCUCUGGAGCGAUGGGCACAAUUCCUAUUUUGGGGAUGCCUGGAGUGAUGCCAAGGGGCAGCUCCACAUGGACUCCCAGCAGGAUUACCAGCUCCUCGGGGCUCGGAAGGCUCCCAAAGGGCUCUACCUCCUCUUCAGAAGAGCCUUCAGCACCUGUGACCCGAAGGACUACCUUAUAGAGGAUGGCACCGUGCACCUUAUCUAUGGGAUCCUGGAGGAACCAGUCCAUUCCCUCCAAGCCAUCAACAUCUCUGCCAUCCACAGGGGAUUGCAGAGGGUGCAGCUGCUAAAGCCCAACAUCACCAUCCCUGAACUGCCCAGUGACAUGAAGACCAUGGAGAUAAGGGCCCCUGAUAUUAUCAUUCCCAGCCAGGAGACAACCUACUGGUGUUACAUGGCAGAGCUUCCAGAGGGCUUCCUCAAACAUCACAUUAUCAUGUACGAGCCAGUGAUCACAGCAGGCAACGAAGCCCUGGUCCACCACAUGGAAGUCUUCCAGUGUGCUGCUGAGUUCGACAGCUUUCCCCGUUACAACGGGCCCUGCGACUCCAAGAUGAAGCCAGACCGGCUCAACUACUGUAGGCAUGUGCUUGCAGCAUGGGCCAUGGGAGCACAGGCUUUCUACUACCCUGAAGAAGCGGGUCUUGCCUUUGGUGGCCCAGGCUCCUCCAGAUAUCUGCGCCUUGAGAUUCAUUACCAUAACCCCCUGGUGUUCCAAGGUCGCCGCGACUCCUCGGGGAUCCGCCUCUACUACACGGCCACCCUGCGACGCUACGACGCCGGCAUCAUGGAGCUGGGCUUGGUCUACACGCCAGUGAUGGCCAUUCCCCCGGGAGAGGGCUCUUUCAUCCUCACAGGGUACUGCACCGACAAAUGCACCCAGCUGGCUCUGCCCGCUGCCGGCAUCCGCAUCUUCGCCUCCCAGCUCCACACUCACCUGGCAGGAAGAAAAGUGGUGACAGUGUUGUCCCGGGAAGGGAGAGAACGGCAGGUUGUUAACGCCGAUGGUCACUACAGCCCUCACUUCCAGGAGAUCCGCAUGCUGAAGGAGCUGGUUGCAGUUUUUCCAGGUGAUGAACUCAUCACGACCUGCACAUACAAUACAGAAGACCGGAGUCGAGCCACCGUGGGCGGGUUUGGCAUCCUGGAGGAGAUGUGCGUGAACUACGUGCACUACUACCCCCAGACACAGCUGGAGCUGUGCAAAAGCGCUGUGGAUCCCGGCUACCUGCACCGAUACUUCAACCUCGUGAACAGGUUUAACGAUGAGGAAGUCUGCACAUGCCCACAGGUCUCCGUCCCACAGCAAUUUUACUCUGUCCCCUGGAACACGUUCAACAGAGAUGUGUUGAAAUCCCUCUACGACUUUGCUCCCAUCUCGAUGCACUGCAACAAAUCCUCAGCCAUCCGGUUCCCGGGCGAGUGGGAGAAGCAGCCGCUUCCCACCAUCACAGAAAGGCUGCGGGAACCCAUCCCGCGCUGCCCACCCACCCUGGGCCCUCGACCUGCUGCUCCCAUCCCUGUCAACCUGGGUGAGCUCAGGAGGGAUUGACGUGAUGCCUGCUCCUUCCACCACGACGGGAAGAUUGUGCCAUUGCUCUCUCAGCAUCUCUGUUCACACAGCGAUGCAAGCCGUUGCCCUGGUCCCUGUCUCCGGAGAGGGUUAGGGCUCACGAGCUAGAGUUCAGAAAGUACUCUGGAGAUGGAAAGCACUAUAUUUAGAGCGUUAUUAGCAAUCCUGGUUUUGAGUAAUGCUGCUUUCCACCCCCAGAAUAAUAACGUGAAGGUUUGCUAUUGUGCCAAACCCAGCACGGCCCCAGGGAGGUGGGGAGAAGCCUGUUUCCCUGCAGAGAAACUGAGGCACGGAGUAAAAACCUGCGUGGGAGCAACAUAGAAGCCUUCCCAGUGCCCCACGGUCCCAUUUAGCUCGGGGCGGCUCCACGGGCGCUCUCCCACGCCGGCACCAGUGGCAGGGAUGGAGGCAGGGAGGGAUGCUGCAUCACCCACCCGGAGCUCGCCUUCCCGCUGCAGGGACUGCGGCUCCUGACGCGCUCCUCCUCCCACUCCCCCGCGCUGGGGAUUAUUUGUCUUGACACGACCAGAUGCCAAUGGCCAAGAACAAAUGAUACUUCGGUGAUGGGGUUUAGAAAGGGGGAGAGAUGGCAGGGAGGGACACGAAGGGGGGGAUGACCA
Messenger RNA from Cuculus canorus (common cuckoo), 2541 nucleotides. It is a transcript of the gene DBH, whose product is annotated as dopamine beta-hydroxylase. Gene Ontology annotation, biological process: norepinephrine biosynthetic process; octopamine biosynthetic process; dopamine catabolic process. Lineage: Eukaryota; Metazoa; Chordata; Aves; Cuculiformes; Cuculidae. The transcript is spliced from 12 exons. Gene Ontology annotation, cellular component: secretory granule membrane. Gene Ontology annotation, molecular function: dopamine beta-monooxygenase activity; copper ion binding. The record is from RefSeq and is a predicted model, not a curated record. The coding region runs from base 11 to 1900 and encodes 629 amino acids.